AUGUCUGUUCGCCCGUGUCUUCUCACUCCCCACACAGGCGAGAGGUCGAAACCCAAACAGCUAAACUGGGUCAGAGGCCUCACCGUCAGGCGGUGGUUUCAGACUGCGAAAUGCACCAUCCGCCUUUACUUCGAGGUGCCCUUCGACUCCAACAUGAACCGCACAAAGAACCGCCCCCUCGUCAGAGGGCAGAUCAGUCCCCUUCACGCGGUGUCUUUCGCCCUGGCCUGCGGCGUUCCCGGCGUGGCCCUGCUCACCCUGGCGGUGAACCCGCUGACCGGCUUCCUGGGCGCCCUCAACAUCGUGCUCUACACCUGCUGCUACACGCCUCUCAAGCGCCACAGCAUCUCCAACACCUGGGUGGGGGCGGUGGUGGGAGCCAUACCCCCCAUGAUGGGAUGGACGGCCGCCACGGGCUGCCUGGAGCCGGGUGCUUUGUUGCUGGGUGGCUUCCUGUACAGCUGGCAGUUCCCCCACUUCAACGCCCUGAGCUGGAACUUGAGGGAGGACUACUCCCGCGGCGGCUACCGCAUGAUGUCCGUCACCCACCCGGCCAUGUGCAAGCGGGUGGCCCUGCGCCACAGCCUGGCCCUGAUCGGCCUCUCCGCCCUGGCCCCGGCGCUGGACCUCACCACCUGGACCUUCCCCCUGGUCUCCCUGCCCAUCAACCUGUACAUCAGCUACCUGGCCUUCCGCUUCCACCACAAGGGCGACCGCGACAGCGCCCGCAAGCUCUUCUUCUGCAGCCUGUGGCACCUCCCCAUGCUGCUGCUGCUGGCGCUCACCUGCAAGACCCGCAGCCGGCGCCAGGAGGACGCCGUCGCCACGGCGACCGCGGCCCCGCCGACCACGCCCACGGCCGCUUAG
This is a messenger RNA of Menidia menidia (Atlantic silverside), 867 nucleotides long. The record is from the annotation of a GenBank genome assembly. NCBI's taxonomy places the organism in Eukaryota, Metazoa, Chordata, Actinopteri, Atheriniformes, Atherinopsidae.